This is a messenger RNA of Cinara cedri, 6410 nucleotides long. The record is from the annotation of a GenBank genome assembly. Lineage: Eukaryota; Metazoa; Arthropoda; Insecta; Hemiptera; Aphididae.
AUGUUAGUGAUAAAUAUAAUAAUUAGAAGUAAGAACGGUGUUGAAUUGGUUUCAAUUGAAGAAGAUGACGGUUCGUAUGCUCGAUUUUUAAAUUUGAUUUGCAUUCAGUUUGUUUAUAAGUUUGUUUAUUCUUUGCAGAACAAAAUUAUAUGGAAAAUAAAACGUAUUUUCAUAAUACCGAGAAGACGUCAAAGAACAGAUAUUGUGUUCUUCGUUGUUUCGGUAUAAUAGUAAAAUAUAAUUUAUUUACCAAUGCUUACCCGAAUCUUUGUAUUAUUGUAUUAUUUUCAGUCACUCAAGCUGGAUGUAAACGAUGUUUUUCUAUACUAAAGUUGGUGUGUAAAGAAGCAUUUGAGAAAAUCAAUGUCGUAAGAACAUUUAUAAAACUCAAGAAGACGUUACACGUGCAUUUGUUGUUUCUAUCUUACAAACACAAGAUAUAGUAAAAACAUACUUACGCAGACUACACAGAACUCGUUUGGUUUUGGUUUUGGAGUAAAAGCAAAUAUUAUGAAAUUAAUAUUCCGGUGGGCAAGACGUUGCGUUUUUUUGAAAAUGUUUUUUUUUUUUUUUUAAGUUUUAGCUAGUUAAAAAAAACAUUGAAAAAGUCGUUAUUUAUAUACGGUAAAUUUACUGUUAUAUUCGGAGAAAAUGGAAAAACGCAACGUCUUGCCCCCAGGUUGUUCUCUUUUGAUUUUAUAAUAGGUAUUUUUACUAUAAAACGAGUUCUGUGUAGUCUGCGUAAGAAGCGUGUUUUAACUGUAUCGUGCAACAAAUGCAUGUGUACCGUCCUCUUAAUAACGAGUGUUGAAAAAUAUUUGAAUGUACCCUAAUGAUAUAAUUGUUCAUAAUCAAACACUUUCUGUGCUAUUUCCAUCAAUUUAUACUAGGUAUUAAAUAGUAUGCAAAUAAUAUGAGUACGUAAAUAUACGAGUUUAAUGAUAUGUAUAAAUUCGUACGCAAAUUUAAUGAUUACUGUAGUUGUUCAGAGGCCCUUUCGAUUAGUUCCCGAUGACAUAAAAUGGUCAAAUUUACUCCUGUCUACUUUCAGACAUUUUUUAUUAGAAUAUUAGUUUUCGACGAAAAUCGAUUUUUAAAUUUGUCUCCACCAAUUUCGCUUGGGAAAAUAAAAUUAUAGACGAUUUAAUCAUAUACAUAUGCACUCGCGGGAAAUAACGAUAGCGGGUGGCAGCGUGGACAGUAGCCGGAUGGAGGAAUGCAUACAACAGAAAGUCCUUCGAGAGCCGUUAAAGCUCAUACAGAAACAGGAUAGAAGUUCGAAAUAGCAAAAUGAUUCGCUGAAAAAAAAUAUCGAAUUCCAGCGUUAUUAUUAUCUUUUUUUUCCAACAGGUUUUUGCAUAUUAAUUAUUUAAAUGUAUGAAAAAUAUAAUAUUAUGGUAUACGUGCAAAUGUAAAUGCAAAUUUAUUAUUAUAAUAAACAAUGAUAAUUUGUAUCGACGGGGUUAAAUUCAUAUUAUUACACAGCGCACUGUUCAGAAUUCACUAUAUUAUUAUUAUAUUAUUUUGUACCGACGCGUUAAUAUUGUUAAUGAUAUCGUACCUGUACCUACGUACCCUUUUUUCGAAUUUCGGACGAAAAUCAAUUAUAUGACGAAGCCGACGUGUACCGAUAACGGUGAGUAUGUUAAUAUUAUCAUUAUCAUUAUCGUUAUAAUUAUUAUUAUUAUUGGAUACGUAUUAUAUCAUAAUAAUACAACGGUCUGGCAUUAAUUGCUCUUUCUAUACAAAUACACUAUUAUCCUGUGUGUGGGAACCGCGCGGUAAUAAUAUGAACAUAGGGGAAAAUAGCCGAAAUAUAUUGGAGGGGCGCUGAUGCCUCUAUAAUAUUGAUAUAGACUUGGUUGAUUUGGUUUGGCUGAGUUUUUAAAUAGCUAAACUACCCCUAUGUAUGCGUACUCACUAUUUGCGCCAUCGGAUAUGAUAGACGUUAAAACAUAGGUAGACGGCGCUCGCAAGUUGCAACAGAUUUCGGCUGAUCGCGCUGCGCGCGGAGUAGUCAACCAACUAUACACUACCUACGCGUUUUACCCAAAUUUCUACUGGUGAUUUUUUAGGAUAAGUAAUGUACUGUUUUCGUUUUUUUGGUAAUUCGAUAAGAAAUAAUCGUACAUAAAGACCCGAAAAAUGUUUGAAAUAUUAACAUUAAUAUUCUCCAAACGAUGACAUUUUUAAAAAUAUUUUGGCUCUACGGAUAAUUUUGAUUCAAAAACAAAAUGUAUCAUAUUAUCAAUCAGAAAUUCGAUAUUUUCACCAAUUUAUAUUUGAAUGUUUUAUAGAUGUAAGUUCGUGAUAUGGGCACAUGACGGGAAAUGUUUAGAUUGCGGGAAAACUAUAUUAACAUAUUCAACGUGCGUUUAUGGCAUUAUGUUCUGUCUCUGAAAAUAUAUCCGUAUAUUUUUUAUCUGUAGUCAAAAAGCCUCAUUCGCUUGCAAAUUGUUUUUAGAGAAACGUUACCUGAGUGGCUUCGUACUUAAAAAGAUGUCAUUUGUCGAGUUUCCUUACCCCUACAAAACGUUUCCUGGAAAUUUCGAAUAACCGAAUAAGCGACGAUGAUGAAAAGAAAUGCAUCCGAGUGUAAAAAUUGUAACGCCACCGAAUUUCUGAGAACCACGAUAUUCUUUUGCAGAACACAAUAUGGUUUUCCCUCGCUUUCAAAUUUAAAAUAAUAAUAAAAUUCUUACUAGUUCACGCCAUUGUGCGCCACCAUCCGUUCAAAAACACGGUACGCGCCUAUAAAGUUCGGAGUGUUCAAUACACUAAAGUACAUCGUUUCUGUUAACUUAGAAAUCGCGUUUUUGAAUUAUGUGUUAUAAAACGUUCUUGUAUUAUGUAAAGUACGUAUAUACCUAUAUUAUGCCACUUGUAUCGUAUUUCGGUAUUCCAACGGUUACAUUAUUGCACUUAAUCGUUGUAAUUUCACGAUUGGAUUGCUUUCCGGAUUUUUUUUUUCUUUGUUGUCUAUAUAGGUCUCUUUACGGACUAUUCGACCUCAAACCCUGUCCUCAGUCCUUUGUUCAUCAAUUUUUCUUUCCAGUUCAAACCAAAUAAUUUCCUAUUCUCUUUUAUUACAUUUUCCAACUAGAAGUAUUUUCCCACGAGGAUUCUGAUCCAUCGCCGCGUUUAUUAAAUAGCUCUCGUUCUGGCACCAACAACAAUCAAGUCCUCACCGUUUAAAUCUACUUCUCCUUAUUAUUACAUUUAUUAUACUUGUAUAUGCUGUAAAAUAGGGCCUUUAGUGUCUGCAUUCUAAUUUCCUCUGCGCUUUCCAUACCUGCAUCCAGUGGUUACCCGAAGAUUUUUCUCUCUGUUAUUAAGAAAUUUGUCUCGUCUGCUUUUCUCAGCGCGGCAAUAUCAAUGUGACUUAUUAUAAGUAAUUUUUUUUUUCAUUAAAGGCUUUUUAUUUUCUUCCUGAUUAGUUAGUGUCUAUAGUACCUAAUAAUUUAAAAUUUCUAUUGGACUAACAGUGUAUAAAACACCGAGAGUAUAAUUUUUUUUUCCUAUCUCGUAAAUAAAAUUCAUCAUAACGUAUUUCAUAUGUUCAAUGUAUUCCUAUACGUAUACGGAAUGUCACGGUUAUAAUACAUAAGUCAUGAACUAUAAGAUGCAGUAUCGUCAAACAUAUUUUGCCCGGGAAUUUACCAAAAGUAAUCGAUCCACGCCGAGAGGUAGCUGGUAUGCUCGUCGCUAAAAUAUAAUAAUAAUAAUAAUAUAUGCAGUGGCAUUAUAUUAUCAGAUAUUUCUUACGCGGUAUUCGGUGUAAAGUUAUUUUCUACAUAAUAAACUUGAUUUUCGGUCGUUAAUAUUAUUUACACGUGAACUGAAAGGCGCGGCGGCGGCUGCGGUAUCUGAAAAAGUUGAAAUUUAAUUAAAACUCUACAAACUGUGUACCUAUACCUAUACAGCUACAGUACCUAUACCUCCUACGUAUAUUAUUUCUUAGAUUCCUUGUAUAGCGUUCAUAAAUUAUUAUACUUUUUACUAUAAUCGUGCGGAGUUUAAUAAUGUUCCGCAUCUCGUUCACUGAAGUAACAAAAGUAUCUGGUUAAACGGUAAGUUCCAAUUCCUAUAAUUUCGGAAUAGUAAAAUUAAAACGAACAAUUAUUCGGUAUAUUUUCGACAUAAAAGAAAUAGACGCUUCAUUUUUAUUAUUUUUAUUUUUGUUUUUUGUUUUUAACCAAAGCAAUAUCUGGGUUAUAAAAAUUAUGUUUUACUUUUGUGCUUUGUUUUCCAUCUAUAUAAACAACUUUUCUACUAGAUAUCUUGCACCGAUUAUCGACUUUAGGGUUUGUUUUUGGUAGAAAAUGAUGUCUAGUUGGUGCAUUGAAGAAGUCUUCUUUUUAAUAAUCAGGAAUAACCGAAAAAACUGUGAAAAUGUGCACAAUAACGGUUAUCAUUAUUUUCUAUUUUUUUUUUUUUUUACCUUGUAUAUAACUACAUAAUAAAAUUAUGUUUUUUUAAAUAUUUUAAAUAUUUUUUCGUCGAGAUAAAAAAAAUGUAAGAUUUUAUCUAAUUUUUAGGUAUUUCGCAUGGUUUGUUUUAAUAAUUAUUUAUGAUAAUAUAGUAUUGAAUACCCAGUACAUAUUUUAAAUAUAAUUUUAUGCCAGUAUACAUAACAAAAUAUACACGCCAUUUGCAUAAACGAAAAUUGGUCAGUGUCUGGGAGACGUAGCUCUUCCGAAACUCAGUUAAACCCAUCCAAAUCAAGUAAACACUAAGUAUACAUAAUCAAUAGUAUAGAGUGACUUGGUGAUUAAGUGAUUGUCUUAUGCCAUGAACAUUUACCUGCGGAAGGAAAUUCCGUGCUCAUGACGAGCGACUUCUCCCCUUAUACAGUCCACCGUUGAUGGUCCAAUAACCUGACAAACCCGAAGUAGCCUUCUAAUUUAACUAUUACUGACUUCACUAUGUCUAUUUAGUGCAUUUUGCGUCUAGAUGAUGAAAUGAAAACAGUCGGUUUUUGAUGUACCGAGCAGUUUUCACCCCCAUCACCAAAUGUGAAUAACUUAUCAAGAGAUGAAGCUCUAGCGACAAGACAAAUUGAAAAAACGAAUCUCAAACGACUUGGGUUAGGACUUCAAACUCAAAAUGACGGAUAUCAGGAACAUUAAUCUAAUAAUUAUAAUUUUAGAAGCAUUUCAAAUUAAAAUUUUUUAGAUCGCAAAAAUUACAGCAUUUUAAAAUAUGUAUAACCGAACUCCAAACGUCACUCGUUAUACCAAUGAUUUAUCGUUUCAUAUAGUGUCCCCCACCUUCUCAACUUCUGACCUACUUAAAAACAAUUUUUUUAGUCUACAAUUUAUUAUAGUUUAUACACUAAAAUAACCAUGAUAUUAUUAUACAGCUAUAUAUUUUAACAAGAUAAAACUAAUAAAAGACGAACAUACUUCACACCACAGGUGAACAUCUGUUUUAGGUGAGAAGUUGGGUAGUUAAGAUAUAGAAAGAAAUUUAAUUUAUAUUUCUAAUACAACGGAUAACCAUUGCUAACGAAAAAUAAUUCUAAGUGGAACUCGAUCAGUAGUAUUACUUUUCAACAAUUUGCGUUUUCAAGACAAUAACAAUAAUUAUUUAAAAAAGAUUAUACGAAUUUUUAAAAUAAUAAAAACCUAAUAAUAAUAAAAUAAUAAUAAAUCGGUUGCCAAUGACAACCUUAUUUUAGAUUCUGAGCGGAGCGAGGAUUGUAUUGGUUUCAUAAUGAUGUUUAUAUUUUUUUUUAUGUGAACACUUUUACUAUCAAAAAACUUACUCCGUUUAUCAAGUAUGGCACCUUUUUAAUCUUUUGAAAGAUCAAAAAUAAGGUUGUCAUUGGUAACCGUUUUAUUUUAUUUUUUAUUGUUAUUAAGUUUUUAUUAUUUUAAUGUAUUAACCAUUUUCAAACAAUUACUGUUUUCAUGGAAACGCACAUUGUUGAAAAUGUAAUACUAUAAGACCAAAGUAUAUUAAAAUAAAAUAAAUUUCGAUUUCAAUACAUUUUUUUAACUAUCAAUCUUUAUAUUAUUUUCCUUUAUACUUAAACACUAUCAACUGUAAUCCAUUCAAAAUCGUUUUUUUGUUAGUAAUGGUUUAUCGUUGAUUACAGAUAUACAUUAAAUUCCCUUCUGUAUCCUACCUUCUCAACUUCCCACCUACAACAGUGGCUGCACCCACGUGCAACGUAUGUCCGUCUUUUUAUUUAUUUUUUUUUUUAGCCUAAAGAAACAGUUUUUCUUUUAUCUCGAAUAUUAAUGAUAAUUUCAAAAAAUGACCUUUUUAAAGUACCAACUAAAGCCAAAGUGCAACAAAAAAAGGUCUCCUGUAAUUUUUUGAUUGGAGGAAAAUUUCUAAGAGAAAUGUACAAAAUUCGCUCAGAAUCUAAAAAACAAAUCAAAGCCAAUAUGAAGUUUAAUUAA